This is a messenger RNA of Pistacia vera, 1017 nucleotides long. Its product is annotated as nicotinamidase 1-like. Lineage: Eukaryota; Viridiplantae; Streptophyta; Magnoliopsida; Sapindales; Anacardiaceae. The transcript has 5 exons. Gene Ontology annotation, biological process: pyridine nucleotide salvage. Gene Ontology annotation, molecular function: nicotinamidase activity. The record is from RefSeq and is a predicted model, not a curated record. Bases 115 to 852 code for a protein of 245 amino acids.
UUCUAUCUUCCUUUUGGACUUGUCUACCCCCACCUAUAACUGACGCUCAUCCUUUAAUCCUUUGUAAUAUAAUGUCUCUCACAUUUUGAUUUGUGAGUGAAAUAAGCAGCAAAAAUGGUGUCCCAAACAAUUGAUAUCUUGAAAAAUGAGCUUCCUCUUGAUCAACAGUUGGUGGUUUUGCCCGAUGAUGUUGUCACUGGUCUUGUUCUUGUGGACAUAAUCAAUGGCUUCUGCACUGUUGGUGCUGGAAAUCUGGCACCGAGGGAGCCCAAUAGACAAAUUUCAGGGAUGAUCGAUGAAUCGGCAGGGCUAGCCAGACAAUUCUGCGAGAAAAGAUUACCAGUUCUGGCAUUUCUUGAUUCUCAUCAUCCAAACAAGCCUGAGGAUCCAUAUCCUCCUCACUGUAUUGCUGGAACUGAUGAAUCUAAUUUGGUUCCUGCUUUACAAUGGUUAGAGCAAGAACCAAAUGUAACAAUGAGACGCAAAGACUGUUUCGAUGGAUAUCUGGGUUCAAUUGAGGAAGAUGGCUCGAAUGUCUUCGUUGACUGGGUGAAGAACAAUCACAUCAAAGCAAUUUUGGUAGUGGGAGUAUGCACAGAUAUAUGUGUACUGGAUUUUGUUUGUUCAACAUUAUCGGCCAAGAAUCGUGGGUUCCUCGGCCCUCUGGAGGAGGUGGUGGUGUAUUCUCGUGCCUGUGCAACCUUUGAUGUACCUCUUAACAUUGCCAGAAACACCAAAGGAGCUUUGGCGCAUCCUCAGGAAUUUAUGCAUCAUGUAGGGCUUUAUAUGGCCAAAGAAAGGGGAGCUAAAAUUGCAAACCAGGUUUCUUUCGGCGAACCAAAGAAACCAUGAGCUUAUGAAUUAUGGUGUCUAAGCCUUGUCACGUUUAGAUAAUGGUGUGUGUUUGUUUUAUGAAAGAGUUCAAGAUGUGCAAACUACUCUAAAAACUAAAGAUGUAAGAUAAAAAUUAGUGUUGGUUCGGGUUCGUAGAUUAUGCAUUGCUCUGUAGCUAACCGU